AUGAGGCCUUCUGCAGCACGCCUGCUGAACAUCUUGGUGCCCAUAAAACGGCAUUGGUGCAGGACAGUCGACUAUGCGGUCAAGAUUCGUGUCAACCCUGACCAGAAGGGCAUUGACCUUAGUGUAAAACACUCUAUGAACCCGUUCGACGAGAUCGCGGUGGAGGAAGCUGUGCGUCUCCGUGAACGCCUCAAAGACACCGUCAAGUCUAUCAAGGUCGUCACCAUCGGCCCGCCCAAGGCGUCUGAGACGCUGCGCACGGCGCUCGCGAUGGGUGCGGACGCGGGCAUCCAUGUCGAGGUGCCCGAGAGCGCACCAGCGCCGGAGCCGCUCGGCGUAGCGAAAGCGCUGCGCGCGGUCAUCCAGCGCGAGAAGGAAGGCGUAGACCUGGUGAUUAUGGGCAAGCAAGCGAUCGACGACGACGCAGGGCAGACGGGACAGAUACUCGCCGGGCUGAUGGACUGGGCGCAAGCGACGUUUGCGAGCAAGGUCGAGGUGGACGUGGGGAAGAAGCAGGCGAAUGUGACACGAGAGAUUGACGGAGGGCUGCAGGAGUUGCAGUGCCGGUUGCCUUUGAUUGUGACGACGGAUCUCCGUUGUCGUCGUUUACUGAUGUGGUGCACAGAACCUCGCUAUGCGUCACUGCCAAACAUCAUGAAGGCCAAGAAGAAGCCCAUUGAGAAGCUGACACCAGCAGAUCUCCAAGUGGACCUCACACCCCGUCUGGAGACCAUCAAGGUGGCAGAACCGCCAAAACGGCUGGGUGGUGGCAAGGUCGAGAACGUCGACCAGUUGAUAGCCAAGCUAAAGGAGGCCGGAAUCACGGCGGUUGCUCCGUAA
This is a messenger RNA of Postia placenta MAD-698-R-SB12, 840 nucleotides long. RefSeq lists its product as hypothetical. The record is from RefSeq and is a predicted model, not a curated record. Lineage: Eukaryota; Fungi; Basidiomycota; Agaricomycetes; Polyporales; Adustoporiaceae. Gene Ontology annotation, molecular function: electron transfer activity. The coding region runs from base 1 to 840 and encodes 279 amino acids. Gene Ontology annotation, cellular component: cytosol. The transcript has 6 exons.